Musa acuminata AAA Group (dessert banana) is the source of this 2070-nucleotide messenger RNA. RefSeq lists its product as uncharacterized. Lineage: Eukaryota; Viridiplantae; Streptophyta; Magnoliopsida; Zingiberales; Musaceae. The record is from RefSeq and is a predicted model, not a curated record. The transcript has 11 exons. Bases 197 to 1834 code for a protein of 545 amino acids.
CGUCAACACUGCACAAGACGACGCUGUUCUGCCAUUGGACUGUUUGCGGUGGCUGUGAGGAGGAGGCACUAAGUUUGAUGCGGUUUCCCCGCUGCCUCACGUGCAGGCCACCCAACGUAUUGACGAGGGCGACGAGAGAUAAAGAGCAGAGCGGUUAUGGUACUUGUAGCCCCAUUUGGUGGAGGAGGGAGGCGACAUGGGUGCCGCCCAGGGUUUCAUCACCAAGCUCGGCCAUCUGCUUGUCUUCUUGCCCAUCUUCCUGCUGCUUCUCCUCCUCGGGAUACUCAAGGCGGCUUUCAUCGCGCCCAUCGUGUUCGUCACCGUGUUGGUCGGGAACACCGCGUUGAUCGUGGGGCUUUACCCCGUGCACGCCGUCUGGACCUGCUGCUGUAUCGCGAGGACAAAGAAAUUUGGUUCCUUGUUCAAGGUUCUCAUACUGCUGUUGAUGCCAGUUCCAAUCCUUCUGUGGCCAUUUGCGUCGGUGAUUGGUACCAUUUUGACAGGACUAGGAUUUGGAAUUGCUUUGCCACUAAUGGCAACAUUUGAAGCUGUUAGGGAAAGGGUUCCAAAUAAGUUCUCUAGGUGCUUCACGGCUGGUACUUGGAGCUCAAUUAAAGGAGGGUUCACUAUUGUGCGUGACUUCAAAGAUAUUUGCUUUCAUUCUUACUUCUCCAUUAUGGAUGGAUUGGUUGAAGCAACGGGUGAGACAAUAAUGGACAUGAGGAUAUCACAAGUACCUGGAUGCUUACUGGCAGGAAUCUUAGGUGUGCUCAUUGAUGUGCCCAUGAUUAGCCUUAUAGUCCUUUACAAAGUUCCUGUUAUGCUGUUUAAAGGAUGGAAGCAGUUGAUUCAAGAUCUUAUUGGACGGUCAGGUCCAUUCUUGGAAAGUGUUUGCGUUCCUUUUGCUGGGCUUUUGAUUUUACUGUGGCCUGUAGCAGUUGAGUUGACAGCCGUAGCAGGGAUUCUUUCGAGCUUUAGCCUUGGAUGCUAUGCUGCUGCUGUUGCAUAUCAGGAAAAUUCUACAAUGAGUGGAAUUCUCUAUGUCAUAACUGUGAUAUCUAUGUUUGAUGAGUUCACUAAUGACUUCUUGUACAUGCGAGAAGGCUCAUGCUUUCCGAGACCUAAAUAUCGCAAGGCAGCUAUUUCUCGCUCUCCAUCAUUUCCGAUAAAGAGGGAUCCAAUCCAAGAUGAUUCUUAUCCUGCAAAACGUCCAUUGAUUAAGACAGCAUCAAUGAAGGUGCAGGAGCUGAAAUCAGUAGUGAUAUGGGAUAACUUCUUCAAGUCAUGUGAGAGUGUUGGUAAAGAGCUUGUUCGAGCUGGUGCUAUUCAUAUAUCAGACUUGGAGGAAUGGCAAAAUUCAAAGAACAAAAUAGUUAACAUUGGGCUUCCUUCAUAUGUCUUUCUGCAGUGUUGUGUCCGUUCAAUAAAAAGCGGUUCUGUUGGUUUUGUCUUGCGUGACAAUGUUGAAGUCACAUCUUUAAAUAGGCCCGAGGGAAGAAUUUUUGACUGGCUUUUCGAGCCCAUGCUGGUUCUGAAAGAGCAGAUCAAGGCUGCAAAUUUAGAGACAACAGAAGAGGAAUAUCUCUAUAAGCUGGCUCUUUAUUGUUCUGAUGCUCGAAGAUUUUCUUCUUGGCAAAAUGGUGGGAUCGCGCCAGCUGAAGAGGUCAAAAGAGCCCAAUUAGAAGGUUUAAGUAGAAGGUCGCAGGGUUUCAGUUUGACCAUUUCGAGGAUGCCAACCUUCAGACGACGGUUUGAGGAAGUCGUCAAGGCAUUGCUGCAAGAAGCCAGGCAGGUUCUGCAGAGAAAUGGCGAUGGCAUUGAGCCAGCACUAUAGAUGAUUCCCAUCAGAUGAACGGCAUCUCAGUUACCUCGUUUGCACCAUAUGAUGGAAUAGCCUCUGUUGCGGGGAAAGGAUGCUUGGUAGAACUCCUUUUUGUUGUAACCUAAUCGACUGUCCUCCUGGAAUAAUGUCACUAUGUCAAGCUUUUCCUUAGCAGAAACUAAAUGACUGUAUGAACCAAUCAACAUGUGUGGACUUGAGGAAUGGACAAUCCUUUACCAUGUUUGUGA